GUACGCAGUGACGUCGGUGCGCAGCACGCUCUCCGCCACUCCGUCCGCGGCUGAGUCUCCAUCGGCCGCUCCUGCUCCACCGCUCUGAACUCAACACGGGCAGCGUCCAUCAAACACACGACACAGACAGCGUGCCAUCACUAGGUUGGUCCCGCUCUCGUCGUCCGAUAUGGAAGCGGCAUCCUCAUCCACCUCCAGUCGGUGCAGAUACAGUUAUGAAGAGUAUAAGGAGACUGCAGACUGGCUGUUGGCCCAGACAAAGCAGCGCCCUAAAGUAGCCAUCAUCUGCGGUUCAGGCCUGGGCGGGCUGGCCGACCUGCUGGUUGACAAGACGGUGUUAAAGUAUGAGACAAUCCCACAUUUCCCCACCAGCACUGUGCCGGGCCAUGCCGGGCAGCUGGUGUUCGGGAAGCUGGAUGGCCGCGAGUGUGUCUGCAUGCAAGGGAGAGUCCACUUCUACGAGGGCUACGACAUACACACGGUGACGUACCCGGUGCGAGUCUUCUCCCUGCUGGGCGUGAAAACCUUGAUCGUGACAAACGCAGCGGGGGGACUCAACGACAGCUACAACGUGGGAGACAUCAUGCUCAUUAAGGACCACAUCAACUUGCCGGGCUUCGCCGGGCAGACCCCGCUCUGCGGGCACAAUGACGAGAGGUUUGGGGAGCGCUUCUCUUGCAUGUCGGAUGCGUAUGACCGCGAGCUGAGGGAUCUGGCCAAGCAAGCAGCAAAGGAGCAGGGCUGCGGCGGCUUCCUGCAGGAAGGGGUUUACUGCAUGGUGGCUGGACCGUCAUAUGAGACCAUUGCAGAGGGCAGACUCCUGCAGAAGCUGGGGGCUGACUCUGUAGGUAUGAGCACAGUGCCAGAGGUGGUGGUCGCUCGUCACUGUGGCUUGCGUGUCCUGGGUCUGUCCCUCGUCACCAACAAGGUUGUGGUAGAUUACGACAGCGUCCAGAAAGCCAACCACACGGAGGUGCUGAAGACCACCAAGAGCAGAACCGAGGACCUCCAGAGGCUCGUCCGCUACCUCGUCUCCAAGAUCUAGUCCCUUCAUCUGAAAACUGCAGACAGAAAAUACGUAAUAAUAAUAAUAACGGUUGCUAAUUAGAAAGAGAACAAUUGAAUAAUUAUUGUGAUCAAACAGGACCAUUGGGACCAGCUGGAAACCUGCUUUCCUUAAUUUUUUGAUUGCUAGUUAUUAACAAUGUAUAAUACAUAUAUUAAAUUAUUUUAGCUAUAAAGCAUAGCGACUAUAUUUACAGAUCAAAUCGGAGUUGUUUAUUUUGGAAGAAGACGAAUCACAUAUUUAAAUAUUUAAUGGGAUGCCAAUGACAAUCCUUGAAGGAACUUCAUUUAAAAAAGGCAAUGGAGUUUUAGCUGAUAAUCCGAGUUGAAAGAAAGUCAAAGGCUAAUCUGGUCAAGCAGUAGUGAUGUAUGAAGGUUUUUCUGGGGUGGAUUGCAUUUGGAUCCCUUGUAUUCGUACACGACGAGACCGCAGCAGUGUAAUAUCAGGGAGGGCUGUAAUAGCUGAGCCUGCAGUGUUCAAUCUUCUCCGUCACGAUCCAGAACCUCCUGCCAAGUCCCCUUGACCGUCUCAUUUAUUAGAGCUGCAAAGGCCAGAGAAAUCCUCAAGCGGCAGUCCACCCUCUCCACAUCGAGAUGCUUGUAAGAGUCGUAAAGGGGAAUUCCACCCAGAGUGAAGCCUGACCUGCCUUCAAAAUGUAAAAUCAGAAAUGUAAAAUCAGAAUUGCUCCACACGCACAAUAAACAUGAUCUUGUUAUUUGCACACAAGUUAUUAAUUUUAAAAUGCACUUUCCAUGCUCACUAUUUUCCUGUAUGGGCACAACUCCACGUUGCAUUUCAUUUCCUUCUUGGUAGUUUGUGAAGUCUUCCAAACGAUUGCAUUCACUAGACGAAAUAACACAAACAAACAAUAAACCUACGAUGAUUCUAUCUAUAUAUUUUUUUAAGCUUUAUUUUAAUACCUAAUGUUGCUGCUGUCAAAUAAAAACUUUCAGAUGGCAUUUGGACGCUGGU
Molecule: messenger RNA, 2038 nt
Organism: Cyclopterus lumpus (lumpfish)
Lineage: Eukaryota; Metazoa; Chordata; Actinopteri; Perciformes; Cyclopteridae
Gene: pnp6
Product: purine nucleoside phosphorylase 6
Exons: 6
Coding region: 170-1045 (291 amino acids)
Biological process (GO): nucleoside metabolic process
Cellular component (GO): cytoplasm
Molecular function (GO): purine-nucleoside phosphorylase activity
Source: RefSeq, a predicted model, not a curated record